AUGUCAGAUUUGCACAAACUGAAUUUGGUGAAAAGAUUUCAAAAGUAUCGAACAAAUGCAAUUGUGACAAGUGGAUCAAAUGGUAUAGGUGUAGCCACGACUAGGAAAUUUGUGGCAGAAGGUGCUUAUGUGUACAUUGUUGACAUCGAUGAAGAGGGAGGGGUUAAAGUUUGUCAAGAGCUCAAUGGAAAUGCUUCAUUUGUGAAGUGUGAAGAGGCAAUAGAGACCCAUGUGAAAGGGGUCGUAGAUCGAGUGAUGGAGGAGAAGGGGCAUCUAGAUAUCAUGAUGAACAAUGCGGGCAUAUUGCACGCUCAUGGUAAUUCCAUUGUACAGGUCUCUGUUGAGACUUGGGAAAGAGUAAUGGUUGUGAAUGUUACGGGAGCUAUGUUAGGAAUGAAGCAUGCUGCAAGGGUCAUGAUUCCAAGCAACUCUGGUUCCAUACUCUUCAAAUGCAGUGUUUUGGGACUGAUGAAGACUGAUAAUGCCUCUCAUGGUUACAUGGCUUCCAAGAAUUCUCUGUUGGGGUUUGAUGAAGAGUGUUGCAGUGGAAUUGGCAAAGGAAGGAAUAUGUGUGAAUGA
Messenger RNA from Cryptomeria japonica (Japanese cedar), 579 nucleotides. Its product is annotated as secoisolariciresinol dehydrogenase-like. Lineage: Eukaryota; Viridiplantae; Streptophyta; Pinopsida; Cupressales; Cupressaceae. The transcript has a single exon. The record is from RefSeq and is a predicted model, not a curated record. The coding region runs from base 1 to 579 and encodes 192 amino acids.